UUCACCUUUGGCCGGUCCCCCGGCUGCGAUUUUUUGCUGGAGCACCCUUCAGCCUCGCGCCUGCACGCCGUGCUUCAGUACCGGAGCUCCGACGGCCGCGCAUUCCUCUAUGAUGCCGGCAGCGCGCACGGCACCUUUGUGAACAAGAAGCAGCUCAAGCCCAAGGCCCACAUGGCGCUGCGGGUGGGGGACAUGUUCAAAUUCGGCCGCAGCACGCGCAUGUACAUCCUG
Coccomyxa subellipsoidea C-169 is the source of this 231-nucleotide messenger RNA. RefSeq names its product SMAD/FHA domain-containing protein. The transcript is spliced from 2 exons. The record is from RefSeq and is a predicted model, not a curated record. Gene Ontology annotation, molecular function: protein binding; mRNA binding. The annotation marks the transcript as partial. Lineage: Eukaryota; Viridiplantae; Chlorophyta; Trebouxiophyceae; Coccomyxaceae.